AUGGAUGCCUGGCUGCAGACGUUUCAGAACCAGCAAGGUGGACUAGGUCAGUGCACUGGGGCAAACGGAGGGGCAGCAGAGCAAGCGGAAGGGGAAGAGGAAGAGGAAGAGGAAGGGGAGGAGGAAGAGGAAGGGGAGGAGGAGGAGGAAGAGGAAGAGGAAGAGGACGGGGAGGAAGAGGAAGAGGAAGAGGAAGAGGAAGAGGAAGAGGAAGAGGAAGAGGAAGAGGUAGAGGAAGAGGAAGAGGACGGGGAGGAAGAGGAAGAGGAAGAGGAAGAGGAAGAGGAAGAGGAAGAGGAAGAGGAAGAGGAAGAGGAAGAGGAAGAGGAAGAGGAAGAGGAAGAGGAAGAGGAAGAGGAAGAGGAAGAGGAAGAGGAAGAGGAAGAGGAAGAGGAAGAGGAAGAGGAAGAGGAAGAGGAAGAGGAAGAGGAAGAGGAAGAGGAAGAGGAAGAGGAAGAGGAAGAGGAAGAGGAAGAGGAAGAGGAAGAGGAAGAGGAAGAGGAAGAGGAAGAGGAAGAGGAAGAGGAAGAGGAAGAGGAAGAGGAAGAGGAAGAGGAAGAGGAAGAGGAAGAGGAAGAGGAAGAGGAAGAGGAAGAGGAAGAGGAAGAGGAAGAGGAAGAGGAAGAGGAAGAGGAAGAGGAAGAGGAAGAGGAAGAGGAAGAGGAAGAGGAAGAGGAAGAGGAAGAGGAAGAGGAAGAGGAAGAGGAAGAGGAAGAGGAAGAGGAAGAGGAAGAGGAAGAGGAAGAGGAAGAGGAAGAGGAAGAGGAAGAGGAAGAGGAAGAGGAAGAGGAAGAGGAAGAGGAAGAGGAAGAGGAAGAGGAAGAGGAAGAGGAAGAGGAAGAGGAAGAGGAAGAGGAAGAGGAAGAGGAAGAGGAAGAGGAAGAGGAAGAGGAAGAGGAAGAGGAAGAGGAAGAGGAAGAGGAAGAGGAAGAGGAAGAGGAAGAGGAAGAGGAAGAGGAAGAGGAAGAGGAAGAGGAAGAGGAAGAGGAAGAGGAAGAGGAAGAGGAAGAGGAAGAGGAAGAGGAAGAGGAAGAGGAAGAGGAAGAGGAAGAGGAAGAGGAAGAGGAAGAGGAAGAGGAAGAGGAAGAGGAAGAGGACGAGGACCAUGCCGUGAGAGAAGCACGCUUGCUAUGGUCCCUUCCGAAAUUGGAAGAGCGGGUGAAGACUGAUGUGAUGCUGCAGUUGACACCCUGCUCUGGAGUCCAAAUCAGCGAGGGUGAACUGGGCCAGCCCGAUGAGGCAAACGGAGCGGCAGCAGAGAAAGCAAGAGCUGAGGAGAGUCGGGAGUUGGAAGAGCGGGUGAAGGCUGAUGCGAUGCUGCAGUGGGCUCCCUGCUCUGGCGUCCGGAUCAAACAGGCACAGCGAGCACUUGCCAUAAAGAGCCUGGAUGACGUGCAUGGCCGCCACCUAGGCAGGAACCAGCCAGAUUGCAUCCCUGCCGCAGCACCCGAGCAGCAGCAGCAGCAGGAGCAGCAGCAGGCCGAUUUCAAGUGCUUUAGUGGAGCAGCGGAGCUGCAGGUGCUGAAAGGGGGACACAGACUUUCGGCGCAGGAGCAGGUUGAAUGGAAGGUGGAGUGGGCGCCUUAUUACUGUGCGGAAGCGAUGCUGCUUGAGUGGAUGGCUGAGCCUCGUGUAGGCGUGCUCAUGGACCUUGGGAGGAUCAGAUCCCGCCUGCCAUCCAUUCUGGGUAGUGCGAACGCUGCAGCAGAUGUGUUCUCGUCUCCUGUUGCAUCUGCUCCAACUGCUGCUGCUGCUGCUGCUGCUGCUCCAGCUUCUGCUGCUACUGCUGCUGCUGCUGCAUCUGCUGCUACAGCGUCGUCAUGCUGCUGGCGCUGCAGCAGUUGCUGGGCUGCCUACCGCCGCGCUGUCAACUUCGCGACGUCCCUUGUUCUUGUAGCGAAGUCUUCCCGCAUUGUGACUCUAUGGAGAGCCCACCUGUACUCCUAUUUGGCCGCCUGGCCAGCUAUUCUGGCCCAGCUGGGGGCGGGCAGGCAGGGGGAAGACGACUGCUUUGCGUCCAUGCUGGUACAGGUGCUUGGGGUGAAGGAGAGCGCUGACCUUCAGGAAGGGUUUGGGGUUUACUUGCAGAAUGUGCUGUCAGGCGGGCUGGAGAAGGUGCAUGGAGAGGGGAGGGUGGGAGACGGGGAAUGUGAGGGUGUGGGAGAAGGUACUGAAGAGGAGACAGGGAGGCAUGGGGGGCUGGAGCGUGAUGGGAGGCAGGAAGAGGAGGGAGACAGCAAGGCAGAGGUACAAGGGGUUGCUAGCACGUUUGGCGCCAUUCCCAAGCCUCUGGAGGGAAGUGGCGUUCCGUUGGAGUGGGAGGAGUGGCCUAGGGGCGAUGAAGCUGCCGUGAAGUUUCCUGUCAACCCGAAAGAGCGAUGUUUUGGGCUUGGGAUUGUGGAAGAGGAACAGUGCGGUGGAGCAGCAGAGAAGUGGACCCCACCUCCUCCUCCUCAGCACACAUCUGAAGCAGGAGGGAACAGCAGGAGUGCAAGGGGAAAAGGUUGUAAGGCAGCAGGGCAGGAGUGCAGUGUGGAAGCCACACAGAGCAGAGCGAGUGGGAAAAAGGCUGAACCACCUGGAAACGCCGAGCAGAGCGUCACACUACCGCCCGCGAGAAAGAUUUUUCCUAUCGUGCGCUGCCAGGCCGAUGUGGAGUUGCUGGUGGGGCUAGCGGGGUACGUAUUGGACCCCCCUGCAUGCGCCCACUGCACCCGCUGCUCCACUGACUUCAUGAAUUUCGCAUGCUCCGUUGCUGUCAUUGCCAAUUUUGCCUACCGCCCCGUUAGUCACCUCUUCGCCCGGGUUCUCUUGGCGUUCCCGCCAGCCUCCCCUGGGUUUGUGAAGCUGGUAGAGUGCUUGGACCUCCCUGCUCCCCUGCCCGGGCCUGUGAACGUGGGUAUGCUGCUGGAGCGAGCCGAGCAGGUUCAACGUGGGGGGUAA
Molecule: messenger RNA, 2943 nt
Organism: Closterium sp. Naga37s-1
Lineage: Eukaryota; Viridiplantae; Streptophyta; Zygnematophyceae; Desmidiales; Closteriaceae
Source: the annotation of a GenBank genome assembly